Coniophora puteana RWD-64-598 SS2 is the source of this 1479-nucleotide messenger RNA. RefSeq names its product pseudouridine synthase. The transcript has a single exon. Gene Ontology annotation, molecular function: pseudouridine synthase activity; RNA binding. Lineage: Eukaryota; Fungi; Basidiomycota; Agaricomycetes; Boletales; Coniophoraceae. Gene Ontology annotation, cellular component: cytoplasm; nucleus. The record is from RefSeq and is a predicted model, not a curated record. The annotation marks the transcript as partial. Gene Ontology annotation, biological process: tRNA pseudouridine synthesis; mRNA pseudouridine synthesis.
AUGGUCCCAGCAGAUUAUACAUCUUGGUCCAAGGAGGAACUCAUAGCUCGCCUUACCGAGUUAGAGGCCAGGGAAAUGCCACCACCUGAUAUCAAAGACAGUCAGGUGAGACGUCCGCCACCUCCAGCCAAAGCUCAGAAGGUCUUUCGUUUCUCCAACCACCCUACACGUAAAAUCGCCCUCAAAUUCUGCUAUUCUGGCUGGGAAUACAACGGGUUGGAGUUCCAAAAGGAUGCAACACGCCUGCCAACUGUGGAGGACGUCUUGUUUAAAGCACUAGCGAAGACGAAGCUUAUAGAUGAAGACGGAGGGUUUGAAGCUUGUGGGUGGGAGAAGUGCGGUAGGACAGAUAUUGGUGUCAGCGCGGCUGGACAGGUUGUUUCGCUUUGGAUACGGAGUGCGUUCGAGGAGAACAGAGGCGCACGGAUACCGCAGUCCCCGCCCGAGGACAGCUCCGACAACCCAAACGAUAUUUCAGCCGUCUCUGCAGAAGAUGCUACUGAGGAUGUUCCCCCGGACUUUACUUCCCUUACCGUUCGACGACGACCUACAAACGAGCUUCGCGGACUACGCUAUGUCACUAUGCUGAACCGUGUUUUGCCCCCUACAGUUCGUGUUCUAGCAUGGUCUCCUGUCGAGCCAACCUUCUCAGCUCGAUUCAAUUGCCGUCAUCGACAUUACAAGUACUUUUUCCCCUCCCGAGAACUCGACAUCUCUUUGAUGCAACAAGCCGCUGACUAUCUCGUGGGCGAGCAUGACUUUCGCAACAUGUGUAAACUCGAUCCGUCCAAGCAAAUCACCAACUUCAAACGACGCAUCCUCAAAGCUCAAAUUGAAGCUGUAGGUCAGGAAAACAGUAAUAUGUACGUUUUCAAUCUGGUAGGGUCGGCUUUCCUGUACCAUCAAGUUCGACAUAUUAUGGCGAUUCUGUUUCUCGUCGGUACAGGCCUUGAGCCUCCGAGUGUGGUACUUUCGCUCAUAAACACGGACGCGGACGCAGCCCAGGAACUUGGUUUGAGCGCCGACAUGCUAGUCGAUUGCAAGCCCGUGUACCAGAUGGCUGAAGCGCUGCCUCUCAUGCUCUGGGACUGCGUGUAUUCGGAUACCGAUGUAGACUGGCACAUUGACUUCGAGGAUAAACCAGCAGGCGCAGGAGCUGAUCUGCACAGCCAGAUGCAGUCUGUAUAUGACCGCUCGCAGAUACAUGCUGCAUUAGAUGGUCAUUUCCUUGCGUCUGCUACCCGCUAUCAUCGCCCAGCUCCCAUCUGUUUCCCCUUCAGCCAAACUGGCCUUUCCCCUGCAUCUAUUCCUCGUGUCAAGGAAUCUACACCACCGGUACUUAGCAUCCCUUUGGGUGGCGGCACCUUCAAACGACAGGCUAGUUACGUGCCUCUCCUUCAGCGAAAGCGCAUGGUUCAUGUGGAUAUUGUUAACGCGAAGUGGCUAGAAGGGAAAGGCGGGAGAAGGGAAAGCAGGAAG